Messenger RNA from Erythranthe guttata (spotted monkey flower), 2691 nucleotides. The record is from RefSeq and is a predicted model, not a curated record. NCBI's taxonomy places the organism in Eukaryota, Viridiplantae, Streptophyta, Magnoliopsida, Lamiales, Phrymaceae.
UGCUGCUUUUUUCAUAGUUUCUUCGUGUCUUUCGUUUGAAAUGAAUGGUGUCAUGGUGUGUUAUUAUGGGCUGUUUCAAUUCUUAGUGUUUUUUGGAAUGAUUAUGUUGUAAUAAAAUCGGUUUGCAGGAGAGAUGAUAAAGCUUGUUUCUUUUUCCUCGUUUGAUGCAUCCUUCUUUUAAAACGAAGGUUCUGAAUUCGAAUGAUUUGUCGGCUCUAUCACAUGAUCUUUAGUUCUAAAAGCCUAAACCUAGUUCUAUAAUAAUUUGGUGUUGCCAAAUGAGAAAGUGUCGAUGGUUUAAAUUCCCGAUAACUUUCUCUUGCGACACACGCAACAUGUAAUAGCUUAACUGCACCUUGUCUUAUUGCAAACAUGUACGAGGCUUAACUGUAAAUAAUAGCUUGUGUGAAGUUGUCUAAUCUUUUGACGCACGUCUUAAAAUUAAACAUGUUUUCUCCCCGAACCCCGUUUAAUAUUUUAUUUCUGAUUUGUGACAGCUUAUCGGCACUUACCGGAUGUUUUAAUUCUGUUUCAACCGAGCAUAAAUAAUGGACAGUAAACUAGUUGUGACAUACAAGAGGAAGAGGCUAUUUUCAAGAAGAUACAAUGACUGUACAGAUUUGAAUCCCGAUGCUCCUUCCGAGACUUCAGAGUCGAAAACCCUAAAAAAAGUCAACAAUCGCGAGGAGUCAACAACUGCUGAAUAUGUACUGCGGAAGGACACAGAAUUCGGGAUACACCAAGAAUAUUCCGAAGGGAAUCUUGUGGAAGAUGUGGUGCAAUGUGAAUUUUGUGAUUCUCAUGGUGAAUGUUCUGAGUUGCAUAGGCUUUUAUCCGCUUGUACGAAACAGCAAGAUUCUUCAGUUUCCGAUGAAAAUGAAAAAGAUGCGAAGAAAAUGAAAUUUUCCCCAACUUCUGAUGUGGAACAAAUUACAGUUCAGCCAAAGUUACUUUCAGAGGGAAAUAACGCAGCUGAAGAAAAAUCAGCCGAGCCUCAGUCGAAAUUGCUAUUUGUGAAGCCGAGCUCGGAAUAUGGAGAUAAGAGCGAGGAGAAAAAAUCGAUUUCGUCACCUCCUAUUUUAGGAACACUUAAUUUGGAGGAAACGGACAAAAUUAGUAAAGAUCAACGAAGCAGCUCGUGCAGUAACUUAGCCACAAAGCGGAGAUUAGACUCGAAUUUAAUAACAUUCCGUAGACGAGUCAAACGGAGCAAUAAUGUUGCUACACGCGGCAUUGACUCUAAAGAUGCAGAGAAGAAACAAUCUGACGUGGAUAUUGCUAAUUCGUGCUCGUUUUCCGCUCCAGCUCCAGAAACAGCAGUGAUCGCACACGUGGAUAAAUCGCCGCUUCUUCCACAAGAAACGGCUACAGACACCCCUGCUGACGUGGCACAGGUGGAGAUUUUGUCUUCAUUACAAGGAAAUGUUUCCAUGGAUGCCCAAAAUAAUAACCACCACAUAAAUGAUAAGAAACCGGAGAACAUUUCGAAUGAUGACGUGGCCACUGUAAGAGUGCGUAGUGACACCUCGGGGAAGAAAGAUUCCUUAUUGUCACUCGAUUUGUCCAUUUCUCGUAACGCUGCUCUUGAUAUCGACUGCAAUCGACCACUCGACUGCGGUUCUGACGAAAAUCAUACUAUACCGACAGCUCUUAGAGACAAGGGAAAGCUUGUAAUAGAAUCUCCACCAACAUCGGCGGGGCCCACCUCGUACAAAAACAGUUAUUUUCAGUUAUUCCCGGAGAAUAGAACCGAUGACGUGCCGCAAAAAGUGGGCCCGCUCCGUCCACCACCAACCUCACAGCACUCCUCGUACUUCAACUCGGGCCACGCAGCUUAUUCUUCAUCAUACGCAUGGCCGAAUAUUCAACUGCAACAACAACAACCUCGAGAAGCCUUUCACGAGUUCUUACAACAUCCCAAUCUGAAUCGAGCAGAGUCGUCGUUUUCAAGGCAAAAGAUGACCAUGCUCGAUAAUGCGUUGACCAGAGCAAGAGCUGUUAGAGGGUCAAACCGAAGCAGCUUCUUGGAUAGAUUCGAACCCCCGACUAUCUGGUCGGAAGAGGAACUGGAUUGUCUUUGGAUUGGUGUAAGAAGGCACGGCAAAGGCAACUGGGACUCCAUACGAAUGGACCGAAGACUGAUUUUUUCGCCUUGGAAAACGGCCCACGACUUGGCUGAAAGGUGGCUGUACGAGCAAGCUCGGAUUUUUUCUUACAAUAAUCCCGCUCCUCAGGUACACUACGCGGGCCCACCACAAGAUCAUUGGUCAAGCCAUUUCACCAAUCCGCCUGGAGAUGCACGACAAUCCUACGCAGGCGGGUCCCUCCAUAGACCGUUACUGCAUCACCCUCCUAUGACGAAUAACAAGAAACUUGAAAAGCAAAGUACAAACGUCGGCUCGUCUAGUAAUGCAGGUCAGGUGAAGGGGAACUUGCCACACUGGCUGAAAGAAGCUGUGCAAGUACCGAGCUCUGGGAUGAGGUGGCAAAACCAACCUAAUUUUCAGUCCACCGAAUAUCCGAAUAAAAGAGCUACUACUACGAAUGCACCGUUGGUUAUAGGUAAUGCUAGUAAGAAGAAAGAAUUGAUAGUUAUUACAAGUGAUGCCUCGUCUGAAGAGACAAUAUCCGAUGAUCGUGGAGGCAGGCCGUAAUUAGCUAGAACUUAACCACCACCACCACCCCCCACAC